Molecule: messenger RNA, 916 nt
Organism: Suillus clintonianus
Lineage: Eukaryota; Fungi; Basidiomycota; Agaricomycetes; Boletales; Suillaceae
Exons: 8
Coding region: 129-656 (175 amino acids)
Source: RefSeq, a predicted model, not a curated record
CUUCCAAACACGUUCGGCAUUUAAACAUCUUCUGUGCUGAUGUGGCAGGCGCCUGUCCACUCUGCGUGAUAUCCACCACAUUCCUCUUUUUUUUCACCUAGAGACCUCUUCAAACUUAUACUUACUCGAUGAAUGAAGACAAUCCUUCUCGGAAGAAACGCUGGGGGUGGCUGAAGCAAAGCCAGUCAGACUCUCGAUUGGCAGAGCAGAGGAGGGCAGCCGUUCAGAAUCCGUCCUCUCUCCCGCCUGUGAUGAAUCACAGAGGACUCCCGGAAUUGGUUCCCAAGUUCUUGCGCAAGGUUACCGACCGUUCUGCUUCAAGCGCUCGACAGUCUUCGAACCUUGAAUCCACGGCUGCAAGUUCCAGCGCACAGGAUCUUCAACCUGUUCAGACAACCAAGGACCUUUCACCAUACACCGUUCUCAUUCACGAGCCAAAUCCCGAUCAGUCUUCCAAUUUAGGCGUUGCAGAGGCUGAACAACCUGAUUCGAAGUUCGUGGAAGGAAGAAUCGCCGAUGCCACCAAAGGUAUAGCAGGCAUGAAAAAUGUCUCAGGAAUGGUCCAAAACUUUGCUUCGGCAAGCAACGACAUGCAGUCCGUUCCCGAUACACUCGACACGUUUUCCAUCUCCAUCCCUAUGCAAAGAUGGCGUUGAGUAUCUUCACUUGUGCUGCCAAGAUGGUUCUCGAUCAAGCAAAACGCGAUGAUGAUGUUUCACGCCUGCUCACGAAGAUGUCGGAAGUCUAUGUUUUCAUCAAGGAAGACGAAGCAUUGGUCAAGAUUCAAUCCAUGCUAGCAAUAUAUGGCAAGAUUGCGCGACAGAUUCUGGAGUGCGCCGAUUUCAUUGUCCAUUACUCCGAGACGAAGAGUGCCUGGAAAAGACUUGGCAAACACAUCAGUGACGAAACAGACGCC